Cygnus olor (mute swan) is the source of this 1510-nucleotide messenger RNA. RefSeq names its product clusterin (gene CLU). The transcript has 9 exons. NCBI's taxonomy places the organism in Eukaryota, Metazoa, Chordata, Aves, Anseriformes, Anatidae. The record is from RefSeq and is a predicted model, not a curated record. Bases 20 to 1369 code for a protein of 449 amino acids.
GUGCCCACGUGCCCUGGGUAUGCACACACACGUACAAACACACACAUGCACACGGGGGGGGCUCUCUGAGGCCGUCCCCCCCAGCGAGCUGAAGCAGCUGUCGGCAGCCGGCAGCAAGUACAUCGACACGGAGGUGGAGAACGCCAUCAGCGGGGUGAAGCAGAUGAAGGCGCUGAUGGAGCGGAGCAGCAAGGAGCACCAGGCCCUCCUGCACACCCUGGAGGAGACCAAGAGGAGGAAGGAGGAGGCGGUGCAGCUGGCGCAGGAGAAGGAGAAGGAGCUGGCGGAGAGGCAGGAGGUGUGCAACGAGACGAUGCUGUCGCUCUGGGAGCAGUGCAAGCCCUGCCUCAAGCACACCUGCAUGCGCUUCUACUCCAGGACGUGCCACAGCGGCUCGGGGCUGGUGGGCAGGCAGCUGGAGGAGUUCCUCAACCGCUCCUCGCCCUUCUCCAUCUGGGUGAACGGCGAGCGCGUGGACGCGCUGCUGGAGCGGGAGCAGCGGCAGGAGAGGCAGCUGGAGGAGCUGGAGGAGCGCUUCGGGCUGCUGGAGGACGGCGUGGACGACAUCUUCCAGGACAGCGCGAGGGUCUACGGCCGCCUGGCCCCCUUUUUCCAACCGCCCUUCGGGGGUUUCCGCGAGGCUUUCCUGCCCCCCCCCGCCGUGCACCGCGUCCGCUCGCCGGCGCGCGGCGAGAGGCUGGCGAGGGAGCUGCGCCCCUUCGGCCAGCACCCGGCCCGCGGCUUCCACCACCUCUUCCAGCCGCUCUUCGAGCUGACGCAGCGCAUGCUGGACGGCGUGCCGGGCGGCUGGGAGCACCCCCUGGCAGGAUUCGGCCCAGAGUCCCGAAACUCGAGCAACGAGCGCAUGGUGUGCCGCGAGAUCCGGCGCAACUCGGCCGGCUGCCUGCGGCUGCGCGACGAGUGCGAGAAGUGCCGCGAGAUCCUGGCCGUGGACUGCUCGCAGACGGACCCCGCGCGGGGCGCGCUGCGGGAGCAGUUCGAGGACGCCCUGCGCCUGGCCGAGCGCUUCGCCCGCCGCUACGACGAGCUCCUGGGCGCCUUCCAGGCCGAGCUGCUCAACACCAGCAGCCUCCUGGAGCAGCUCGAGCGGCAGUUCGGCUGGGUCUCGCGCCUCGCCAACCUCACCCAGGGCUCCGACGGCUUCCUGCAGGUCACCACGGUGCUCUCCAAAGCCCCCAACCUCGAGGACCCGUCGGCGCCCGCUGACACGCAGGUGACGGUGCAGCUCUUCGACGGGGAGCCGCUGUCGCUCACCGUGCCCGGGGACAUCCCCUGGGACGACCCGCGCUUCAUGGAGACCGUGGCCGAGCAGGCGCUGCGGCACUACAAGCAGAACGCCGUAGAGUAGCCACCCCGCUGCCGCAGCAGCCCCGCGCGGGGGCUCAGCCCCUCCAGCCUCCCCCUACCCGCGGGUGAAACACCGUCGGCACCGCUCCUGCUGCUGGGCCCCCGAGGGUCCGGGACAGAAAAUAAAGGUAGAGUUCCCCCA